Molecule: messenger RNA, 787 nt
Organism: Bombyx mandarina (wild silkworm)
Lineage: Eukaryota; Metazoa; Arthropoda; Insecta; Lepidoptera; Bombycidae
Gene: MED7
Product: mediator complex subunit 7
Source: RefSeq, a predicted model, not a curated record
AUGUCAGAGACAGCUCAAGUUAGCUCUUUACCUCUGCCUCCAAUGCAAUAUAUAAAUUUUUACACGGAUGAAAAUGUUAGAAGAAAUAGAGCUCCUCUACCACCUCGACCUAUUCAUGAUUCUUAUUCAAUGUUUGGUAAUUCUUUUAACGCUGAUGAUGCUAUUAUACGUUCGUUAGAAAGCCAGGGAUUUCGAAGAUUGUAUCCUAUGCAUUUUGAACGAAGAAGAGAAUUGAAGAAACUUAACCAUUCACUGCUGGCAAAUUUUCUGGAUUUGUUGGAUUUGCUUGUUCAUUGUCCAGAUUCUCCAAAGAGAGCAGAAAAAGUAGAAGACCUAAGUUUGUUAUUUAUUCAUAUACAUCAUCUUCUAAAUGAAUUUAGGCCACACCAAGCAAGAGAAACAUUGAGAGUAAUGAUGGAAUUGCAGAAAAGACAGAGGGUUGAAACUGCAGCAAGAUUCAAGAAACACUUAGACAAGGUACAGGAUAUUUUACAGAAUGCUCUCCAAAGCUUACCAGAUCAAAAUGAAUUGGAAUCAAAUUUCAAAGUGCCAAAUGAAUUGUUGGACCAAAUGGAAAAUAAUACUUGCAAUAUUCAAAAGGCUGAUCCCUGCUUUGAAUUAGAUAGAAUUAUGUGCAAUGUAGUUGAUAAUAUGAGAUAGUAUUUAUGUGAAUUAUGGCUGACUGCUAAAAUCCAUUACUCAAUAAACAACUCCAAUACUUAGGAUUUAGAUUUAUGUGAGGCAAUUGUACUAACAAUUAUUAUAUUAAAAGUAUUGUAACCAUCUA